Messenger RNA from Chondrus crispus (carragheen), 1122 nucleotides. RefSeq lists its product as hypothetical. Lineage: Eukaryota; Rhodophyta; Florideophyceae; Gigartinales; Gigartinaceae. The transcript has a single exon. Gene Ontology annotation, biological process: mitotic spindle organization. The record is from RefSeq and is a predicted model, not a curated record. Bases 1 to 1122 code for a protein of 373 amino acids. Gene Ontology annotation, cellular component: cytoplasm; dynactin complex.
AUGGAGUGGUUUUACAAUGAACCUACCAACGAGCCCUCAGUGUUUGAGGGCGAUUCGCGCGGGUCAACCUCUACACCCAAUGCACGCUCGGCUGAUAUCUUCUCCUCGCGCUCAGCGGUUGAGUUGGAACCCAGAUCAGAGUGCGAUACAGAACCCGAAUAUUUUGGCUCAUCUGAUGAGCCGGAAGAAAUCUUCGCUCCUGAAGAGGCCUUUAUCAAGUUUUUCACCAGAUCCACAGCAGGUCAACCUGGGGCAGAUUUUUCCUCGGCUAUCUAUGCAGAAGCAGCGACCAACGAUGUCCCAAAACAUGCUCCUCGUCGCAACCCAGCUGGUGAGUCUCGCAAGGAGUGUAUUGCACGCCUCACUGCCGAGCUUGAUUCCCUUGAAACACAGACUAGCAUCAACUCGGCAGAAGCAGCAGACCCACUGGAAGAUCUAUCAACGCUUCGCGCACAAUUAAAAAGAAUUGAGGAGGCAGCCAAUACUCCCCCCUCUCUUCUUCUUCGACAGCGACAUCCCAGAAAGGAUAUUACGGAUGAAGAGAGUACCAAUGUGAGCGCUGGACUCACGAUUCAACUUGUUUCACUAGAUGUCACAGCAGUCUCUGUUCUUGAAGGGCGUGUCUCAGCACUGGAGCGUUCAAUAGGGCUCACUCAUAAAAGCGAGUUCUGCAACGGAAAGGCAAUGGCCGACAUGUUGCGCGAAAUUCAAGGUCGUGUCGAGUUCGCCACCGACGAAAGCCUCGCAGAGCGGCUGAAGGGGGACGCACGAGAGAUUGCUGAAGUUUUACAGAAGGAGCUGGAAAGCCAGCAGGGUGCCGGCUUUGUGAAAUCGGCAACAGUCCUAGAGAAGAUGGAGAAAUGGGAGCGACUUGCUGACACUGUUCCAAUCGUGGUAGAAAGACUGAGAUGCUUCAAAAGGCUGCAGGAAGAAGCAGGACACUUCGUUGCUAGUUUAGCUGCACUGGGAAAGCAGGUGGAUUCACUGGCGAAGAGAAGCGAAAUCAACGGAAACUUGAUCGCGAAUGUAUCGAAAAACUUGGAGGCGAAUUGUGCUGCAGUACAGACGAAUCUCGACAUCUUGGAGCGCAAGCUAGCAAAGCAGAUAGAUAAGGCAGGAUGA